GCUGGUUGCCUUGGGUCUCAAAAGUUAUAUAAAUGUGCUCAUAUUAAUAGCUUUAAAUUAAAGCAAUAUACAAAAUUCAAGCCAUCUAUAACUCCGGGAUAUAAAACCAUUAUUUUUGUCAAACUUCUCGCUUCCUGCCAGUAACCACAGGACAGAGUACACCCCAAUUCCUCAUGCAACCCCUCAUAAUCGGUGUAUCUAAAACAUAGCAGCAGCGGCCACACUGCAGAAUAUCUGCCGGGCAUGAUGAAGUACAGACUGAUACCGCUAACUAUAGUAGGCUGUGUAGCCUGUCACUCAAAUGAAAGGGCGAGUACGUCGCACUCGGUGUACGUGGCUGGCAACAAUAGCGGUUUGCAAUGUAUUGUGGCUUUUCUUUUGGAGUGACUUUAUAUUAAACGCAGGUCCGCGGAGCUGUAUUUCCAGAGCUUGAGCUUGAAACCACUAAAGAAAACAAUGGAAAAAAAUGGAAAGAGAAAGCUUCGAGUCUGCGUUGCCACCUGCAAUCGUGCAGAUUACUCCAAACUUGCUCCGAUUAUGUUUGGAAUAAAAGCAGAACCAGACUUAUUUGAACUUGAAGUUGUUGUUCUAGGUUCUCAUUUAAUUGAUGAUUAUGGUAACACUUACCGUAUGAUUGAACAGGAUGACUUUGACAUUCCAACAAAGCUUCACACAAUUGUGAGGGGUGAAGACGAGGCAGCAAUGGUGGAGUCUGUAGGCCUGGCUUUAGUGAAGUUGCCAGAUGUUCUUAAUCGAAUAAAACCAGACAUCAUGAUUGUUCAUGGAGACCGGUUUGAUGCACUGGCACUAGCAACUGCUGCAGCUCUGAUGAACAUUCGGAUAAUUCAUAUUGAAGGUGGAGAAGUCAGUGGAACCAUUGAUGACAGUAUUAGACAUGCAAUAACCAAGUUGGCACAUUAUCAUGUUUGUUGCACACGGACUGCAGAACAGCAUUUGAUUGCAAUGUGUGAGGACCAUGAUCACAUCUUGUUAGCUGGCUGUCCAUCUUAUGACAAAAUGCUGUCUCUUAAAAAUAUGGAUUCUUUGAACGCCUUACGUUCAUGGCUAGGGGAAGAUGUCAAAGUCAAGGAUUAUAUCGUGGCACUACAACACCCUGUUACUACUGACAUCAAGCAUUCCAUAAAGAUGUUUGAACUAACACUGGAUGCUCUCAUCUCAUUUAACAAGAGAACAUUGAUUCUCUUUCCCAAUAUUGAUGCAGGUAGUAAAGAGAUGGUACGAGCAAUGCGGAAAAGGGGCAUAGAGCAUCAUCCCAAUUUUCAAGCUGUGAAGCAUAUCCCUUUUGAGCAGUUCAUACAACUUGUAGCUAAUGCUGGCUGUAUGAUUGGCAACAGCAGCUGUGGUGUUCGGGAAGCAGGUGCAUUUGGUACACCUGUCAUUAAUCUGGGGACUCGUCAAACUGGACGAGAAACAGGUGAGAAUGUGCUUCAUGUCCGGGAUGCUGAUAGCCAGAACAAGAUUAUCCAUGCAUUGCAGCUUCAGUUUGGAAAACAGUAUCCAUGUUCAAAGAUCUAUGGUGAUGGAAGUGCAGUCCCACGUAUUCUGAAAUUCCUCAGGACCAUUGACAUUUCAGAACCUAUGCAGAAGAAAUUUUGCUUCCCCCCUGUGAAGGAAAGUAUCUCCCAAGACAUUGAUCAUAUCCUUGAAGUACAGAGUGCUUUAGCUGUAGAUCUUGGUGGAACAAAUCUCCGCGUGGCUAUUGUGAGCAUGAAGGGUGACAUCAUUAAAAAGUUCACUCAUCCAAAUCCUAAAACUUAUGAGGAAAGAAUUAAAUCGAUCCUGAAAAUGUGUAUGGAUGCAACAAUCCAGGCCGUGCAGCUGAAUUGUAGAAUUCUUGGAGUUGGCAUUUCUACUGGUGGUCGUGUAAACCCCAAGGAAGGUUUAGUUCUUGAUUCCACUAAGCUUAUACAAGAAUGGAGCUCUGUUGAUCUGAGGACUCCAAUUUCAGAUUAUCUUCAUCUGCCUGUGUGGGUGGAUAAUGAUGGAAACUGCGCUGCACUUGCAGAAAGAAAGUUUGGACAAGGAAAAGGUGUGGAAAGCUGUGUGACAGUCAUCACAGGAACAGGCAUUGGUGGAGGAAUAAUUCAUCACAAUGAACUGAUUCAUGGUAGUUCAUUCUGUGCUGCUGAGCUUGGUCACCUCAUUGUUUCUCUUGAUGGACCAGAAUGUUCAUGUGGAGGUCGAGGAUGUAUUGAAGCAUAUGCUUCUGGAACUGCUUUGCAGAGAGAAGCAAAGAGGUUGCAUGAUGAAGACCAGCUGUUAGUUGAAGGCAUGGAACUCAAAAAUGACGAGACUGUCACUGCAAUUCAUUUGAUUCAGGCAUCUAAGCUUGGCAACAAGAAGGCAGAGAGCAUUCUGAGAACAGGGGGGCUUGCUCUAGGCUUGGGAGUUGUGAACAUCUUGCAUACGGUUAAUCCAUCACUUGUGAUUCUCUCUGGAGUGCUGGCUUCUCACUAUGUGAACAUCGUCCAGGAAGUCAUAAGCCAACGUGCUCUGAUCUCUGCCCAGUCAGUAGAUGUGGUUGUUUCUAAUCUUUCGGACCCUGCACUUCUUGGUGCUGCCAGUAUGGUACUAGAUUAUGCUACACGCAGAACAUAUUAGUUGCUUUGAGGACUUGACAGCCACAGAAGACUUUUUCCUACUGAAUUUUUCAUCCCUGUUCAUUCUGUGCACUUUUUUCUUAUCUUUGUUUCCCAAAAGGAUAGCUGUUUUUGCAAGAAAUACUUCCUGACAGACGGUUUAUAUUUUGCCAACAUUCAUUUUCAUUUAUUAGAAAAAGAAGGCAUUUCUUGGACUCUAAACUUCCAAGAAAAUAUGUUUCAGUACCAGAGAUAAAAAUAAUUUUAUGUUUUAAAUGUAUGUAUUUAUUAUUUUAUUUUACUGUAAAAAGAGCUACUUUCUGGUACAGUGUCUGUUUUUGUUCUGUGCUGUGUAAGGAUGCCAAAUGUAAAUUUUAGUAAACCAAAGUAUAUUUUAUAUACUGUCUGAACAGUGACCGAGUCUGUAUUCCAAGAGAUUCUGCAGUUGUCAAUAAACUUGACCAUGUAACACAGA
Molecule: messenger RNA, 3075 nt
Organism: Protopterus annectens (West African lungfish)
Lineage: Eukaryota; Metazoa; Chordata; Ceratodontiformes; Protopteridae
Gene: GNE
Product: glucosamine (UDP-N-acetyl)-2-epimerase/N-acetylmannosamine kinase
Exons: 12
Coding region: 457-2622 (721 amino acids)
Biological process (GO): UDP-N-acetylglucosamine metabolic process
Molecular function (GO): UDP-N-acetylglucosamine 2-epimerase activity; N-acylmannosamine kinase activity; hydrolase activity, hydrolyzing O-glycosyl compounds
Source: RefSeq, a predicted model, not a curated record